Cydia amplana is the source of this 3092-nucleotide messenger RNA. RefSeq names its product 2-oxoglutarate dehydrogenase complex component E1-like. Gene Ontology annotation, molecular function: thiamine pyrophosphate binding; oxoglutarate dehydrogenase (succinyl-transferring) activity. Gene Ontology annotation, cellular component: oxoglutarate dehydrogenase complex; mitochondrion. Lineage: Eukaryota; Metazoa; Arthropoda; Insecta; Lepidoptera; Tortricidae. The transcript has 22 exons. The record is from RefSeq and is a predicted model, not a curated record. The coding region runs from base 7 to 3036 and encodes 1009 amino acids. Gene Ontology annotation, biological process: tricarboxylic acid cycle.
UGAACGAUGUCUUUGGUAGUUUUAUCUCGGCCUUCGAUUGCGCUGUAUGCUACGCACAAAGUUUUUAAACGCAAUCAACCUGUGUAUUGGAGUCCGCCGAAAAUCGCUACGUAUUCGCAAAAUGCGGAGUCGUUUCUUAGCGGAUCAAAUGCCAAUUUUUUGGAGGCCCAAUACUUGGAUUGGGCGAAGACUAAAGGAAGCAUAGAUCCUUCCUGGGACAACUUUUACAACAGCGUAUCGGGACCCCAGCUCAAGAUUGAAGAGUUCGAGGACGACUUCAGCCCAACGACUGUCAAGAGAAAAGAUAAUAAUAAGGAUGCGAAGAGCGAGGCAGAAACGAAGAAGAAAAUUAAGUUGCAUUUAGCGGUUCAGCAACUCAUACGUAGCUACCAGGCACGCGGACAUCUCCUGGCAAAAGUGGAUCCUCUAAACCUGUGGAUACCUGCGAAAAUGAUUUACAAGUUUAGAUCAACUGGGAUGGACACCACGGGUUUGAAGAGCCCUAUCGUGGUGCGCGAGCUGGGUACCAGUCUAAAAGACGAACAUAUGGACAUGCAGUUUGAGCUCCCAGAUAGAACAUCCAUCGGCGGAACUGAGCAUGCGUUAACGUUAAGGGAAAUAAUAAACCGGUUGGAACACGUGUACUGCGGCUCGAUAGGCAUCGAGUACAUGCACUUGUUCGAUGUGGACGCCGUCCAGUUUAUCCGCGACAGGAUAGAAAAGCCCGGCUCCUACGAUCAUUCGAUCGAGGAGAAACGGUUGAUCAUGAGAAGGCUCACUAAGGCUGUGUUCCUAGAAAAAUACUUCGCAACAAAAUGGCCGGCAGAGAAACGUUUCGGUUUAGAAGGAGGCGAGAGCAUGAUCGCGAUGCUGGAAGAGAUCGUAGAUACCAGCACUAAGCUUGGCGUGGAGUCCAUCGUCAUUGGCAUGCAGCACAGAGGACGAUUGAACAUGCUGGUGAAUGUUUGUCGGAAACAGUUGACGGAUAUCUUUGCGCAGUUCAAACCCAUGGAACCAAAAGAACCGGGAUCCGGCGACAUCAAAUACCACUUGGGUACAUACAUCCAUCGCUUCAUCCGGCGAACGAACAAGUACAUCAAGGUGUCAAUGAGUGCGAACCCCUCCCAUUUAGAGGUGGUCGGGCCCGUGGUAGCUGGGAAAACCAAGGCUGAGCAGUUCUGGAAGGGAGACUCUAAUGGGGAUAAGACGAUGGCGAUCAUAAUGCAUGGUGACGCAGCUUUUGCGGGCCAGGGCGUGGUGUACGAGACGAUGCAUCAGACCAACCUGCCCGGCUUCACCACCCACGGCUGCAUACACAUCGUGUGCAACAACCAGAUCGGCUACACUACCGAGCCACGAUUCUCGAGGAGCUCGCCUUACUGCUCAGACCUCGCCAAAUGCGUUGACGCACCUUGCAUCCACGUCAACGGCGAUGACCCAGAGGCGGUCGUGAAAGCUGCUCGCAUCGCCAUUGAGUACCGCUGCAAGUUCAAAAAGGACAUAGUGCUUGACCUGGUCUGCUACCGCCGUUUUGGACAUAGUGAGGAGGACGAGCCUAUGUACACGCAGCCUUUCAUGUAUAAGAAGAUUAAGACCAUGAAGACAGUGGACCAAAUGUACCGCGACAAACUGAAGGCUGAAGGCACUGUGUCGGACACGGACAUCAAGGGUUGGGAGAAGGAGUACACAGACACGCUGAACAAACACUUCGAACUGGCCAAGAAGGUCACCAAGCUCAGUAUCAUGGACUGGAUCGACACACCGUGGACCGGAUUCUUCGAAUCCGUGGAUCCUAAAACGAUCCUACCAACCGGGAUCAGUCAAACGUCCAUCAACUCGAUAGCUAACCACUUCUGCAAAGCGCCUGAGCCUUGGGCUUUCGAGCUCCACAAGGGUAUCGCCAGGAUCCUGCAGAACAGGGAGAAACAGGUGAAAGAAGGUAUAGCGGAUUGGGCAAUGGGUGAAGCGCUCGCUUACGGUUCUCUGCUCCGAGACAACAUUCACAUCCGCUUUAGCGGCGAAGACGUGGAGAGAGGCACUAUGGCACACAGACAUCACGUGCUCCACCACCAAGGCGUAGACGGCGCCACUCACCGCGUUUUCGACUUUCUGUACCCUGACCAGGCCGCGUAUCAUCUGCACAACAGCUCGUUGUCAGAGUUUGGUAUUUUGGGUUUCGAGGCAGGCUACUCAUACUCUAGCCCUCGCUUGCUAACGAUAUGGGAGGCGCAGUACGGAGACUUCGCUGACACUGCCCAGCCAGUCUUCGACACUUUCAUCGCCAACGCAGAGAGCAAGUGGAUCUGCCAGUCGGGGCUUGUAGUUCAGCUGCCUCACGGGAUCGAUGGAGCUGGCCCUGAGCACUCGUCGGGUCGACCGGAGCGGUACCUGCUGCAAGCGGAUGACGAUAUGGAUCACAUCCCCGAUUUAGACGACAAAGAACUAGUCCUGAAACAGCUACGCGCAUGCAACUGGAUCGUGUGCAACAUCACGACGCCCGCCAACUACUUCCACAUGAUCCGGCGACAGAUCGCCAUGCCGUUCCGGAAGCCGCUCAUCCUCUUCACGCCGAAGAUCGGCCUCAAGCACCCGUACUACCGGUCGCCGUUUAGUGACUUCCUACCAAACACCUGCUUUCAGAGGGCGAUCAUCGAAAGUGGCCCAGCUAGCAAAAAGCCUGAGUGCGUGAAGAAGUUGAUCUUCUGCUCGGGCAAGGUCGCCAUCACCAUCGACGAGCUUCGCAAGGAGAAGAAGAUGGAAGACCAGAUCGCCUUGUGCCGUAUAGAGCAGCUUUAUCCGUUCCCCUACGAUAUUGUACUCAAGGAGUACUGCCGCUACCAGAAGGCCCGCGUCUGUUUCUGUCAAGAAGAGCACAAGAACCAAGGCCCAUGGAUUUUCAUCAAGCCUCGGUUAGAGAAUCUUCUUGGGAAGAAAGUAGAGAUCAUUUCCCGGCCAUCGAGUGCUGCGUCAGCGACGGGAAUCAAGUGGAUUCAUGCGAAGGAGCUAAAGGAACUUAAAGAGAAAAUUAUUGGGUAGCAACAUUUCAUGCAUUUGCAAAGGGGAAUUUUUAAUAUGUUUUGUUAAAUAAAUUA